This is a messenger RNA of Mobula hypostoma (lesser devil ray), 4233 nucleotides long. RefSeq names its product zinc finger protein 239-like. The coding region runs from base 1227 to 1970 and encodes 247 amino acids. The record is from RefSeq and is a predicted model, not a curated record. Gene Ontology annotation, molecular function: RNA polymerase II cis-regulatory region sequence-specific DNA binding; DNA-binding transcription factor activity, RNA polymerase II-specific. Gene Ontology annotation, biological process: regulation of transcription by RNA polymerase II. The transcript is spliced from 2 exons. NCBI's taxonomy places the organism in Eukaryota, Metazoa, Chordata, Chondrichthyes, Myliobatiformes, Myliobatidae.
UAAUUGUGCUGCGGGACUGUCUCAGACCAACAGGUCCUGAGAACAACACGUGUAGUGGGAGUUCCGGCACCGUCAACGAGAGGGCGCUGGAGCUAGUUAGUCCUCCCAGCGCCGACACUUACAGUGGGAGUUCCGGCACUGUGCACGGAAGGGCGCUGGAGCAAGUUAACCCACUCGACGCCGAUGCGGCCCCACUGCCCCAGUUACAGGAACAGAGAAGACGCCAGGUGAGCCCCUCCCCACCCAUGAGCCCCUCGGAGAAGAUGCAAUCCAACCUAGGAGCAGGGGAGCCCCAGCCCGCCGCCCCCAUGGCCUCCCCGACUCAAGACUCCGAGGGAUCAGCACCCCACCCCACACCAGUGCGGAUGGGCACACAGACAAGGGGAGCCAGUACACGAAGACCGAGCAAGUCUUCCACUCCAGGGAACCACACAGCCUGAGAGUCGGAGGACAUGGGACAAACAAGAGGACAGGUUAGAAACAGCAAAGAAUUCGUGUACUGGAAUCUCAAACACAACAAGAAGUUAAUUUUGCUGCCCCUGUCCAGAUAUUUAAGGAGUGACCAGAUGUCUCCUUUGUAAUACCACUAUAUCUGUUGUUGAUCCUCGGAGAUAAAGAAGUAUCUCAUCCCAGCUGGAAACAUGCUUUGUAUCUGAAAUGAAGUUUUCUGUUGUAACUCAGUGAAUUCCAUUGGAACGGAGGUGCUGAGAACAGACCAGCAUUUGUUCACUGGAGAUCAGUUCUUCAACUGCAUUGAUUGUGUGAGGGAUUCACUAUGUCUGAUGUCUGACUUGAUGAAUUGCCAAGGAAUUGAUAGCGGGGAGGUGUCAUUCACCUGGUCUCAGUGCAGUAAUGCUGACCUGCACCAGUGAGUUCAGAAUGGGUAGAGGCCAUUUACCUGUUCUGUGCAUGGGAGGGCAUCUACGCAGUCAUCCAGCCUGAAGAUACAUCAGCAAGUUCACACCAUUGUGAAAAAGUUCACUUGCUCUCACUGCAGGAAGUGAUUCGUUCUGUUAUUCAAGCUUAAAAUACAUUAGAAAAUUCACAGCAGUGAGAGGCUGUUCAUUUGCUCUGUAUGUGGGAAGAGAUUCACUCGCUCAUCCCACCUAUAGACACACCAGUGAUUUGUUAUGGGGGAGAGCGUUAACUGUUCCAUGUAUGGGAGGAGAUGCACUCAGUCAUCUGAUCGGCUGACGCACUGGGAAGAGGCCAUAGAUCUGCUCUGAAUGUGGGAAGGGAUUCACUUGGUCAUCCCACGUACAUGCACAUCAGUUAGUUUCACUGGAGAGAGGCUGUUCACCAGCUCAGACAGUGGGAAGGGAUUGCUUCGAUCAUCUGACCUAAUGGCAUACCAGUCAGUUCACACUGGGGAGAUGCCGUUCACCUGCUCAGAUUGUGGGAAGGGAUUCACUCAUUUAUGUCACUUAAUGAUACACCGGCGAAUUCACACUGGGGAGAGGCCAUUCACCUGCUCAGACUGUGGAAAGGCAUUUGCUCGGUCAUCAAACCUACAGAGACACCAGCGAGUUCACACAGGAGAGAGGCCAUUCACCUGUUCUGUGUGUGGGAAGGGAUUCACUCAGUUAAGCAACCUUCAGACACACCAGUCCGUUCACACUGGGAAGAGGCCGUACAUCUGCUCUGAAUGUGGGAAGGGAUUCACUCAGUCAUCCCACCUACAGACACACCAGUCGGUUCACACUGAAGAGAGGCCAUUCACCUGCUCAGACUGUGGGAAGGGAUUCACUCGGUCAUCUCAGCUACUGGCACACCAGUCAGUUCACACUGGCGAAAUGCCAUUUACCUGCUCUGACUGUGGGAAGGGAUUUCCUCGGUCAUCUGAACUGAAGUUACAUCAGCGAGUUCACACUGGGGAGAGGCCGUUCACAUGCUCUGAAUGUGGGAAAGCGUUUACUCAGUCAUCCAACCUUGUGACGCAUCGGCGAACUCACACUAGGGAAAAAGUUUAAAUAAGUGGCACGCUGGAUAUUUCACCAUUGCGGUUGCUGAAAGCAGAGGCAAGUUCAAAAGUGGCUGUUGGUGUUGAGCUCUGCAAUUAUUGCUGCUGCUUAUCUCAACCAUUUCUGACCCUGGGCAUGGGAGGAGCUUCUUCUGCUGAUAUUCACCUUUAGUGGCACAGGAGUUUAAUAUUUAGGAUCUGUGUCAAAUAAAUCAGUUCUAUUUUAAACGAUGUCUCAGGUACUUAGUGAAUUUACAACACACCCAGUGAAGUCAACUCAGCCCAGCUGGUGCCUACCAGUAUUUCUAUUCCAAAACAGUCCUUUUGAAUCCAUCCGUGCUGUUCACUGCUUGAUCUUCCUGUGUGAUGGGAUCCAAACAGUCACCUCUCUGUGGGUGAAUAGGUUUCCCUUGAAUUUCUUGCAUGACUUUCUGCAGGCUGAAGAAGACCAUAAGACAAAGGAGCAGAAUUAGGCCAUUUAGCCCAUUGAGUCUGCUUCGCUGUUCAAUCAUGGCUGAUCCUUUUUCCUUCUCCUUAGCCUCACAAGAUGAGAUGAUUGCAGUUAUGUGUAAUGUUUUCUUUGUGCCUCAAAUUUCUGGGCUGAGAAAGAAGGACAUUGGUAGUUAAUCUCCUUAUUCCUGCUCCUUUCAACGUUAUAGGUCAUUCUCACUGCUUUUAAAGCGCUGUGUCUCACACAACUGGCUUGUUAGAAUAUACCACUGUAACUCUGGCUUCGGGUAACGGCUUAAUAAAUAGGGUGAUAGCCCCCGGCCCGGCCAAACUUAAGAAAUCUUGUUUGGGUGGAUGCUGCGAGAUGUGUCCCCUGUUACAAAUCAGUACCCUGAAAUAACAAACAGUACACAAUAUGCAAUUAAACUUUAUAAUUCUUACUUUGACUUUAUGGUUAGUAGAGAAAAGAAUUUUUUUUUGAAGUUUUUUUUGAAAUAAAAGGAAAAAAGGGCCCAAUCUUAUUAAGCAGUCUGUUGCGCAAAGUUGGAGCUCACUGAUAAGUCAAUCGUUCACCAUCGACCUCGGAUCAUCGCUGCCCUUCGGAGCCUCGCUCCGAGUCCACCCUGUCUCUUCAUUGGCGUCUUCUCUCCUCAUCUUUCCCCAGCAAAAGCCAGCAAAAAAUCUACUUCCAGAUUCACAAGACAGAGCAACAAAAUCCUGAUUGGCUAACAUGCAUGCCACAGUCUGUUAUCUCCAGCCAUAACCCAAACAUUACUGCUAUAGAGAAACCAUUACCUCAGCAGUGAACAUUACAGAGAAGCCACUUCAUUCGCCUUAGCAGUGAAACAUUACAGUGCGUUACACCACUGUCCUCUAAAAUCUGAAAGCAGAAUAGGGAACCAUUAGUUGGAUAAAUAAACUCUUCUCUGGCUUCCAGCUGGGCACAGUUGUGAAUUAUAACGAUGUUUCAAUGACAAACUCUCCCAUCUUCUUCAGGGAUGAUGCCUGGGCAUGUCCAGUCCAGUGGUAUUUAUAGCCUUUCACCCAUUGAUGUCUUUUGAAAACUUUUACAGGACAGAAAAGGCAAAGGAUUUGUGUACAGCAAUAUCAAAUACAACUCAUGAGUUCUGUGAAUGUCAGAUCAUGAGCACUUGAAUACCAUUGAUCUUUGAAUGUGCCAUUGCAGAUAUUAAAUAGCAUUCUAGAUAGAUACCACACCAGUCAUAGUAAGGAGAACCCGGCCACCUGUCAGAUUUGGAUGAAGCAACCUGUAGCUAAACCUUGUAAAUUAUCUUCAAGUUAUUGAAGAAGUGAACACUAGGUCCUGAGAAUAUUCCAACAUAUCAUCACUAGAGAUCAGACGCUCAACUGCUUGAAGUGUGCAUAACAGCAGUAUAUAUCAGUUGUUGCCUUGGAAAAUAAGGCAUAUCUCAUCCCAGCUUGAAUUGUUCAUUUGUUUUGUGUCUAAAAUGAAGUUUUCUAGUUUGCACUAAAAAGGCCAUUUAUCUGCUCAGACUGGAAAAGGAUUCAUUCAGUUAUCCCAACUUGUGAGGCAAUAGUGAUUUCACACUGAGGCUGCAAAGUGGUUUACCAAUGUUCACACAGGGGAGGUAGUUUAAAUAACUCUAUGUUGAAUUUUUUAACAUCACAUUUGGUGAGCCCAGUUGAAAAUUUAACAGUGAAUGUUGGUGUCGGAUUAUGCAGUUAUUUCUGCUGAUCAUCACACCUGGAGCUGAACCCUGGUCACUUGACACAGGAGGGGUUCGUUUUGAUGACAUUAGCUUUUAAUUGGGUUGUUGUUAAAUACUGUAGACAUGUCAUAA